GCUGAGCAAGCAGUUGGGGCCAACAUGGAGUCGGAAGAAGCCGACUCAGUAUGCCAGGCGGAGGAAGCCAGCGCCAAAGACUCGGCGCCGGCGGAUGCAGUGCGGGCCGAUGCAGCAGCCAGCAGAGCAGUGCUGGACAAUGCAGUGCCCGCUGAUGCAGCGCCUGUGGAGGGUGCAGUGCCUCCCAAUAGCGAUGCGGCUGAGGCCGAGGCGGAGUGGUACUUUCAGGAGCCCAUCACCCGGCAGCCGGCGGGUCCCUGGACGAUAACGCAAAUGCGCACCAGGUGGCAGCGGGACCAGAUCAAUGGCCUCACGCCUGUGUGGCGCAACGGCAUGCCCAGCUGGCGGCCCAUCGCAGAGCUGCCGGAGCUCAAGGAAGCGCUGAGGGAAGCAGUGGAGGAGGAGCGGCCCCCGAAGAGGCGGCGUACGCUGGAAGAGGUGCCCAUCACCCACACCUACACCUCGGACGAGGGCCAGCUCUACAUGGCCGCCGCCUUCUGCGAGCAGUUCGGGCUCCGAUGUCCCGUGAUCAUGGCGCCCAUGGCGGGGUCCUCCCCGGUGGCGCUGGCCAGCGCGGUGGCGAGUGGAGGCGGCAUGGGCGCCUGCGGGGUGCUGGCCAUGUCGCCGGAGCAGAUCGCCGGCUGGGCGGCGGGCUUCCGAGCCGCGGGCGGGGGCCCGCUGCAGAUGAACACCUGGGUGCCGGACCCCCCGCCCGCGCGGGACGCGGACCAUGAGCAGCGGGUGAGGGACUUCCUGGGGCGCUUCGGGCCGGCGGUGCCCUCUGCGGCCGGAGACGCCCAGCCGCAGAACUUCGACCUACAGAUGGAGGCGAUGAUCGAAGCGGAGCCGGCGGCGAUCUCGUCCAUCAUGGGCGUCUUUCCGGAGCAGUGGGUGCGGCGCCUGCAGCGCCGCGGCAUCCGGUGGCUGGCGGUGGCCACCACGGUGCGGGAGGCCCAGGCGGCGGAGGCGGCCGGCGCGGACGCCAUCGUGGCCCAGGGGAUGGAGGCCGGCGGGCACCGGGGCGCCUUCCGCGCCGAGCGCGCGGAGUCGGAGCUGGUGGGCCUCUUCGCGCUGGUGCCCGCCAUCGCCGAGGCCGUGAAGGUCCCAGUGAUCGCCACCGGGGGCAUCGGGGACCCAAAGACUGCGGCGGCGGCGUUGGUGCUGGGGGCCUCCGCGGUGCAGGUGGGCACCGCGCUGCUGCGGUGCCCGGAAGCGAAGCUCAACGAGCACUGGGCCGAGGCCUUGGCUCAGCGGCCCUGGCCCGAGGACACGGCAGCCACGCGCGCCUUCUCCGGGCGCUUGGGCCGCAGCUUGCGGACGGCUUAUGUGCAGGCGGCCGAGGCGCCGGACGCCCCGCGCCCGGCGCCCUACCCUGUGCAGCGGGGCCUCACCAAGCCGAUGCUCCGCUGCAGUUUCGCUGGUCCUGGGGAGGAUGCAGAGCGCCGCCACCUCGGUGGACACGGUGAUGGCCUGGGCGGGCCAGGCGGCGCGGCUGGCGCAAGACCGCCCGGCCAAGGAGGUUGUGGAGGACAUUUGGAGUGGGGCGAGGGAGAUCCUUGA
Molecule: messenger RNA, 1560 nt
Organism: Effrenium voratum
Lineage: Eukaryota; Dinophyceae; Suessiales; Symbiodiniaceae
Source: the annotation of a GenBank genome assembly